AGGGAGGAUGCCUUCCGUGCACCACGGAACCAUCUUCAUCGGAGCCUUCCUCAUCAUGACCGGGGGCUCCACCGCCUUUAUGGCCAUGACCGAGAGCCGGCUGCAGGCCUUCUCGCUGUGCUGCGUGGUGCUCGGCGUGGUGAUGCUCAUCCUGGGGCUCUCCUGGGCCAUGAACAGCAAGAGCAGCGCCGCCAACUACAACCACCGGGGGGGGGAGUUCGACCCGGAGUGCCCCCACUCCCCCUACGACUACCCCAACUUCGGGGGCCAUGCCCUCUUCACGCCGCCGCCCGGGGGCCGCUUGCCGGAGUCACAGUCGGUGUUCCUGCCGAGGACCAUGGAGCGCCACAGGCAAGGCGCCCGCGUCGAGGACUUUGACUACCCUCCCAUGGAGCCCGGUGGUUUCAGCCCGUCGCCCCGCCCCCCCCUGUGGCAGGAGCCCCCGCCCCCUUACGAGGUCGCCAUCAAGACCACGUCCAGCUCGACGCACCUGCGCCGCGCGUACUCGGACACGCACCUGGCGUCGGAGCCCCUGUUCGGACGGUCGAGGGAGAUCAGCUUCGAGGUGUGA
Pseudoliparis swirei is the source of this 571-nucleotide messenger RNA. RefSeq lists its product as uncharacterized. The record is from RefSeq and is a predicted model, not a curated record. NCBI's taxonomy places the organism in Eukaryota, Metazoa, Chordata, Actinopteri, Perciformes, Liparidae. The transcript is spliced from 2 exons. Bases 8 to 571 code for a protein of 187 amino acids.